This is a messenger RNA of Acanthaster planci (crown-of-thorns starfish), 2335 nucleotides long. RefSeq lists its product as uncharacterized. Gene Ontology annotation, biological process: cell differentiation; anatomical structure morphogenesis; regulation of transcription by RNA polymerase II. Gene Ontology annotation, molecular function: RNA polymerase II cis-regulatory region sequence-specific DNA binding; DNA-binding transcription factor activity, RNA polymerase II-specific. The record is from RefSeq and is a predicted model, not a curated record. NCBI's taxonomy places the organism in Eukaryota, Metazoa, Echinodermata, Asteroidea, Valvatida, Acanthasteridae.
AGUCCCAUCCCAGGCUGCAUGCCGGAGACCGCAAUUCCUGCCCCCGCGAGCCAGACCUGUGACGAGUGGAGUCUUCUUGACGAUCUCUUCGUUCCUGAAGCCGACAUCGACUUGGAGCUGUACCAAGACGACUCAGAGUUCGCCGGUGCCUUGUCGACUCAGCCUCCUAUCCCGACUCCAAGCGUCCCGAGUCAUGCAGGCCGGCACCACUCUUCCUACGCCCGCAUUAAGACGGAGUACACCUCAAGCUAUCCGAGGUACCAAUCAGCAGACUAUCCGCCGUACCAAGCCUGCCACGGCUUCUUUCCUCACGGUGUCACCGAGCGGGAUCUGGCGUUCCUCCCUUACAUCUCAUCCGACUCCGACGUCUCCGGCGUGACCAGGCUCAGCAUCAAGUCCGAGUACACCACCACAACAUCCGCCGAGUACUCCUCCGAGUUCGACUACCGACUCCCGCAUCCCUGGGCCCGCGCCCCGUCAUCGGAGACAACUGUCAGCUACAGCAGCACCGUGCACCAGCCGGCUGAGCACCGCCUGGGUUCCAUAGUCGCUUUAGCCAUCCGAGGAAGUCUGAGCCUGGACUUUGACGAGUCGGCUCUGCAGGCCAUCGAACGGUCAGUCAGACUUCUUGAUCGCCAGAGACCUGAUGAUCACAUGUGCGCCUGAUUGGACUUUAAGUGAAUUGCGCUAUAUUUGAUAGUUUUUCAAGAUCUUUAUUACAGAACUAUGAAGAGAACCUCCACGUGAAUAUUCUGACUCUGUAAUGCUGCUUUACGAUUCCUUUAUUUACAGCAUCUUAUUAUAAUCUACAAAUCUUUCUUUCAACUUGGUGUUAAUGUAGGUUUAUGCAGGAAUGUCGACAUCUGUGCACUAAAUGUAGGCUUGACAAAUGUUUGAGCAGAAUGUGUGACAGGGAACUCAGCAGAAAGUAUCCAUACUACAAUCACCGUAACAAUUCUUUAAAUUUUGCUCGUGGAUUUUUGCCUAUACGAUCAUUAAUGUUUCCGAGACACAUGUUUGAUGUUUAUUUUUAGAUUGGAUAUUCAUAUCGUGUGUUGUGAAUAAAACCAAUCUAGUAUUUCAGUUUGCCUAUGUGUUAUUCAGUUUUGGUGCCUUUAACAGUGUACCUUCGUUUUUCAGUAGAUGUACACGCAAUUAAUUAAAGACAGUCAAACAUAUGGGCGCUACAAAGAAACAAACUUAAGAUUAGGAAGGUACAGUUUCUAUAACAUCUCAGUUAAAAGAAGUUACAGUAUUAUUAAAAAUAAUCCGUAAAUCUGAGAAACUGUCGUAACAAUGGUGAUUCUAUGUACAUGUAUGGGGCAAAUUGAAGUUAAUACCUUCUCCCUGAAACAUAUACAAAUGUACAAUGUUUCAAUUACAAUGUUUCAAGUUAACAGAACAUCAAUUGAAUAACUGGCGUCUGAGAAGAAACUACAAAAAAAGGAGACUCUCCACCUUUUGAGUGAUUUACUAAAGCCCUGAGUCUCUAGAUAAAUUCUGUUCAUUGUCCAACGUUAGCUAGCUAUCUACGUAUCCAUGAAACUGAAAGUUUUCAUUCCUAUUCCAAGCCGUUAAUUAAGCAACUCCAGCUGGGUGUCCAACUACACGUGCGUAUCAAGUCAAACGUAUAUGCAGUCGGCACCAUCAGUGGAUGGUAGGGCGCUAAUUUGGGAAUCACAUUGUCUACGGUUCACUGUUCCUUCAAAAUAAUGAAAACUGCGCUUACAACCUCGGAAUUACAUGCUUACUCAUCGAAAUCUCUCAGUCACCAUCGGAAAUUGUUUCGUUUGCAAGUAUCCGUUUGAAUAUCAUCUGGGAGGUAUGACAGGCCUAGGUAAGUUUCCAAAAGGUUAAUCUGUUCUGUAAAGUGUACAUGACAUGUUUUUUGGUGGCAGAAAUACCCACGUCCUCAAAAUUGAACAGAACGGCCCUGGGGAAAAAGUCAAUCGUGCUUAUGCCAAGCAAAUGAGAUAUUCUUUCAGGGAAAUAACUUAAUCUACAUGUGCCAGAUGGACAUAGCCAAUCAGGUGGGUCCUGAUAUUUCACGUCACAGAGAUUUAAAUUUUUCCGCUGAGUCUGUGUGGCGUCCUCAUUCAAAAUCGAGACAAUAAGCCAUUUGCGCGUUAAAUUUGAAUAAAAUCUGGUACACUGAGUUAUCUGAUUGCACAUAGCCUAAACAUAACAAUUUGAAUUCUCCAGACUAAAGACACUGUUGCUAUACCUCGUGCUUUUCGGAGCGUGCUUUUGCUUGGCGACUACUAUCACUGGAAUGGACUGGUUCCUUUGUGCCCUUCUUUUCCAUUGAGAACAGUGCAUUGUUGCAAGACGUCUC